UCCCCCAGUUUGAGGACAGUUGGGUCCUGCUUGGGGAGGUCUCAGCAGCUUGACCUACUUUCAUACGAUGUUAUUAGUUUCCAGAAGCUGUGGAACGUAACAAUAAUUCUUCAUCAUCCUAAUUGGAUAGUUGUCUGUAACUGUCCCUGCUGACUAUGUCCCAGUAUUCCCACAACUAUCUACUAGUUCCUAUCCCUGAAUACCCUCUCCUGGACUGUGAUCCUAACAGGAAUAUCAAGAUCGUGGUUCUGGGAAGCAGUGGUGUUGGGAAAACAGCAUUGGUUGUAAGAUUCCUCACAAAGAGGUUUAUUGGAGACUACGAAGCAAACACUGGUGCAUUAUACUCAAGAAAGGUCACAAUCGAUGGGGAGCAAAUUUCCCUCCAAGUACAGGACACACCUUAUGUAUUAAUGGAGGAAGACACAGACACCAUUUCCUGCCAGGAGCAAAUCAACCGGUCCAUUUAUUGGGCAGAUGGGUUUGUAUUUGUUUUCUCAAUAACAGACUACAAUAGUUACCGCAUGAUCCGGCCCCUGUACCAGCAUUUAAAAAAAAUCCACCCAAACACUAAAAUUCCUCUUCUGCUGGUUGGAAACAAAGCUGAUCUCUUAAGGGCCCGACAGGUGUCAUCUGAUGAAGGGCUUCAGCUUGCCAAUGAACUGACUGGAACAUAUGCAGAAGUAUCAGCCCGAGAAAAUUACGAAGGUGUAUAUGGCGCUUUCUACCAACUAUGCCAGGAGGUUGGCAAAAUGAUCUUUAGCUGUAAUGGGGAAAAGCGGAGAGGACUUCAUCUUGUGCGCCCAAGGUCUCCCAACAUGCAAGACCUGAAAAGACGCUUUAAGCAGGUGUUAUCAUCAAAAGUGAAGUCUACAACCACUCUUUGACCUCUGCUGGGGUUGCAUGGAAGACUUGGAUAGUACUGCAAAAUGUGUUCAUCAACAUAAAUUAUAUCCAUUUA
Messenger RNA from Pseudophryne corroboree (corroboree frog), 958 nucleotides. Its product is annotated as ras-like protein family member 11A-like. The record is from RefSeq and is a predicted model, not a curated record. Gene Ontology annotation, molecular function: GTPase activity; GTP binding. Bases 156 to 884 code for a protein of 242 amino acids. NCBI's taxonomy places the organism in Eukaryota, Metazoa, Chordata, Amphibia, Anura, Myobatrachidae. The transcript is spliced from 4 exons.